AUGUUCCGAACGCCGGUGAGGGAAGGGGCGAGCAGGGAGGAGGUGGAGGCGAGUGUGGCGGGCUUCAUCGGGUGCGGGCUGGACGUGGGGCUUCUUGUCUCCCACGCCCUCGUAGACGUGCUGCACAACGCAGCGGGCAGCAAGGAGGCGGAUGAAGCGAGUGUGGCGGGGUUCAUCGGGUGCAGCCCUGAUAUGGGGCUGCUCGUGUCACACGUGCUCGUGGACGUGCGGCACAACGAUUCUGACAUCUUCUCUCUCCAGCUCUUUGACAUAACAGAACCAGCCCACCCCGUCCCUCUCAACGCCCCCAACGGCUCCUCCCAGCAACCCCCCAACCUCCUCUUCACCUCACCCAACCCCGCCUUCCCGAGCCUCAACUACAGCGUCGUCGAGCCGUUCCCCGAGCCUGUGGUGGGGCGGCACAUCCAAGCCUACUGCUCGCACCUCGUCCCCGGCAGCACGUGGGCGCUCCUCUACGCGCCCCUCCUCCUCGCACUCCUCGUGCUCCUCGUCUCCGCCCUCCUCUCUGUAAUCAUUCUCGUCCUCCGCCGGAAAGGCGCGGCGAUCCGCGCAGAAAUGAGCGCCGCGGAGGAGUACACUCUCCUCUUGGAGCGUGCCGAGCGGGCCAAAAGCGAGAGCAUAGCGUGCCUGAGCCAUGAUCUCCGCACGCCGUUUAAUGGGAUGCUGGGGAUGAUGGACGAGUUGUUGGAUACGCAGCUGGAGGAGUGGCAGAUGAGGGACGUGGUGGACGCGCGGGUGUAUGCUGCGUCGGUGAUUGGGCUGCUGAGCACGAUUCUGGACCUCGCCAAGCUGCAGGCAGAUAUGCUGGAGCUGGACUCCGUGCCCUUCAGUCUUCACCAGUGCCUGGAGACGGCCGCCCGCUCGCUGUUCACUGAUGCUCAAGACAGGCACCUCGAAUUUUUCUGCCACGUGGACCCCAGUGUACCGGACAUUCUAAUCGGUGACCCCACCCGAGUCACCCAAGUCAUGCGCGAGCUCAUGGGUCACGCCAUCAAGAGCACGCUAUCCGGCCAUGCAGCCUUCCACAUCUGGUGCCUGCCCACCCAUCCCUGCACCCCCUCUCCUUUUCCCAUAUCAUCACACUUCCUUCUCCCUUCCCCAUGCCCCAUGCUCCGUACCCCCCCAGGUCACGCCAUCAAGAGCACGCUAUCCGGCCAUGCAGCCUUCCACAUCUG
Molecule: messenger RNA, 1196 nt
Organism: Closterium sp. NIES-65
Lineage: Eukaryota; Viridiplantae; Streptophyta; Zygnematophyceae; Desmidiales; Closteriaceae
Source: the annotation of a GenBank genome assembly